Durotheca rogersii is the source of this 3167-nucleotide messenger RNA. RefSeq lists its product as uncharacterized. Gene Ontology annotation, biological process: regulation of DNA-templated transcription; DNA-templated transcription. The record is from RefSeq and is a predicted model, not a curated record. The transcript has 3 exons. Lineage: Eukaryota; Fungi; Ascomycota; Sordariomycetes; Xylariales; Xylariaceae. The coding region runs from base 671 to 2509 and encodes 612 amino acids. Gene Ontology annotation, molecular function: DNA binding; zinc ion binding; DNA-binding transcription factor activity, RNA polymerase II-specific.
AAGGGUAGCGCUGCUGCGUGUAGGUGGCCGGAUGCGGUCUGAGGGUGCGUGUAGGGAGGAGGUAUGAUCGCAGAGCUCGGCCGCCCAGAGUCCGCGCGAGCUCUCGAGUCCGCUCCCUCCCUGGCCGCACCACGCAACCGCCCACAACCACCCACGACCAUCCAGAAUCGCAACUCCGCUGGAGUUCUCUCGCACUCUCGCACCCCCAAUCCAUCCCGUGCCGGUGGGCCCCACUAGGGCUGAUGGCUUAGAUGUGUGUCCACCGCUGGUAGAAAGCCCGAGAAGUCAUGGGUCUGCAUAUACAAUACCUACUCACACACCUGUCGGGACCAGCAUCCAUAACGGGCAUGUACCUACACUACCACAUGGCGGUAUCUGGACCCAUCUUGCGCCAUGAGAACCCUGAUGCUGGUAGACACUUGUCAGAACUAAAUAUGAAGCUUGCUGUCAGCUCUUUUAUAUGAGGAGCCGCUCAUCAGCCCUAUCGUUCGUCGGCCGGCUGAACGAGUCAAGUCCGUUUCAAAGGCUCUGAAAGCUGCACCCAACCGAAGCUCUCGCCGUCAAACUCCAGCGCUGUCGGCGGCAAAUUCUUUUUCCUUUUUCUCUUUUUUUUUUAAAGCCUUGUCGAACAACUUCUGCAGGAAAAUCCGCUCGGGUUGCCACCGAUCUAAUGGGGAUGAGCCGGGACAAUGACACCACCACAGACAGCCUCAGCCGGCAAGCCUCGACGGUCUCGUCGCCGGACGGCUCGGACUCGAAGCCCGCGAACCGGUCCAAGGCCAACAUACGCGUGUCGCUGGCCUGCGUGCAGUGUCGCAGCAAGCACGUCAAGUGCGACGCCACCUUGCCAGCUUGCAACCGCUGUCAGCAGGAGGACAAGCCGUGUUUCUACGCCAAGUCGAGACGGGGCAUACGCGACCCGAAGAAACGGAGUUUGAUAUCGGACAAGCCGCCGUCGGCCGCCGCGUCGCCCGGUUCUCUCUUCCCGACGUCUAACGUCUCUUCGGCAGCUUCCUCCGUUCAGUCCCAUCACGACCUGCCCGGCGGCUGGACCGUCGGCGUGGAAUCGCACCAACCCAGCUCGCCGAGAAGCGAAAAGGAGCUGAUGAUUGACCUGUUCUACACCUACUUUCAUCCGAGCUAUCCGUGUCUGCCGCCCAAGAGGUUCUUCCUAAGCCGCGUCGCCGCAGACCCGGACUCGUACCACUUUCUACUUUCCGUUAUCAACUUUAUCGGGUCGCUCUACACCAGUCAGGUACCGUCGGAUGACUUGAGAGAGGUAGCCUAUUCAGCGGCCUGUGGGUCGCUGCCGUUUACGGUGCAGUCGGUCCAGGGCCUUCUCAAUCUGAGUCUCGCAGCUUUCGGAGAGAUGAGCUUCGAGCACCACGCCGGUUGGGCAAAUCGGGCGAUCACGAUGGCGGUCGAGCUCGGCAUGAACCAGAAGGCCUUCGCCGACGGGACGUCGGAUUCCAUCCUCGCCGAGAGCUACCGAAGGACUUGGUGGUGCCUAGCCUUCCAGGACUCCCUGCGCGUAGUGACCGAGGUCGGGUCCACACUUACCAUUGCCGAUGUGGACUGCGAUGUAGAUUUGCCUUGCGAAGAGUGGGAAUACGAAUCAGGAAUUAUUCCGCAACCGGUCUCGCAAGCGCAGUACGAGACGCAAUCCAGCUUAGGACACACGCAUUUCUCGUCAAUGGCGUACUUCAUCGACAUUUGCAAGAUCCAAACCGAGUUUCUAGUUAGAUAUAACGAGGCCCCUGACGAGAAAAAGUCGGAAAUAUUCGAACGGGCCGACUCUCGAAUUUGCGACUUCCUGCGACGCGUGCCUACUUGGAAGAUGAACCUGGUGGAUCCGGAUGGGAUCGUCGACAUCGUGCUGUACCAUAGCGUCGCCCUCGCACAUGUCAAUAGACUACGCCUAAGGCAAUCGGCACCGAGAAACGGCCUCAACAUACGAGAGUAUUUUCCCCUGGGGCCGGCGAAAGGCCCCGACCGAAAGGGGCAGAUGGUUAGGGGUUUCGGUUGGAACCCCCAUCCGAUCGACAUCCACGCUGCCAAUUCCUACUGCGACCUGUUCCGACGUCCCCUACCUACGAGGAGCCUUAGCACGGUGGUAGCACCGGCAAUGCUCCGGGUGGCGCAGGCCUACCUCGACGCGUGCGUAUUCCUCGGGCUGGACUCGCCCGCCUUUAGGGAACGGAUCAAUAGGAUUGUGCAGAUCCUCACGGCACAUGGGGAGAUGUGGCCUCUUUCGCGGAAGGUUGCGGAGGAUAUCAAGUUCGUCGCGAAGGAGUACCUGGCGCCACGACCUAGCCCGGGCUGCUGGCGGCCCGGCGUCGCGGCAUCUGAGACGUGGGCCGCGAUACCUACGACAUGUCUCCUGGACGAGGCGUCGACACUCGUCCCCGACCUCAGCCUCGAGCCCUACCAGCAGGUCUACCACGUCGAAGGGUGGCCGAUGAACGACAGCUGGCCGACCGGAAACUUCACCGACAUAUACGAAGCAUGACGACGGCGAUAUAGCCUGGGACUAGGUACGCAUAGCAGGAGCGGAUUGUGAUACCUUUGUUUUCUACACAGCGCUGGAGCCUGGGAGUUCGCUGGCGGAUAGGCAGCGAGGAGAAGCAAGGACAAGAAGGGGGAACGCGCGCGCGUACGUGCGAUAACACAUCGUACCACCUGCGCACGCGUACGGUUACGGCAGCGAGAUAGACUCGACCAGGCAAAGGGCGGAAAAAAAGAGGGAAAGGCGAAGGAGGGUGGGGGGUGUAGGUCGGGCUAAGACCCGAAAUUUACCUACCCAUCCUGCUAGGAUCGCGCAAACUCACCGAGGCUCUACUAGUGUUGUAGUUGUGUAUUCGCGAGAUCUCUUGAGCGUAUCUACCGGCGCAAUCCUGCGGCGAUCGACUCACAUGCCCGCCCACCUGCCUGUCUCUACUGCCUAUCUCUGUUCGACUGCCCAUGAUGUACAUACACACAUACACACAACCCCUGGCACACUACCCCUGUAGGCAGGCGGCUUUAACGGCCAUCAACCCAGCCGCAUAAGCCUUGGGUACCUAGCUAACCCGCUCAAGGUCUUGCAUGUUGGUAAAUUCAUCUGCACAGGGUAUAGCUCGAGGUGCAAUCGCUACCUAGCUCUCUCUCAAUUCUAAUGCUUCCACCAA